GUGGAAAUGGACGAGUGACAUAUGCUUUGGUGACACCAAAUACUGGCGUGAAUAUCAACAAAAACAAUGGAACAUUAUCUUUUACUAAUAUCCAGGUGGAUGAGUUAACAUUCUACGUCACCGCUUGCGACAACCCUGAUAUUAGUAACAGCCAGCGAUGUUCGUUUGCUCGUGUUGAAGCCUUUCUCAACGGUCACUAUCUCAGGAGCUGUGACCAAGAACAUGUCUGUCGCCGAGAACUCUCCAGUGGACACAGUCGUCGGAAGUAUAGAUAUUCACGGUGCAACGUUGAGCAUUAUGGAACAAGAUGUACCAUUUAUUAUAAGAGCUGACUAUCUGGUCAGAACGACUGGAAUAUUAGACAGAGAAAACACGUCCACGUACACAUUCACAGUGACGGUCACAGGAAAGAUCAUCAGUAACAUAACAGUCAAUGUAGCCGUUUUGGAUGUGAACGACAACCCGCCAGUUUUUAUCCAAGCUGACUACGUAUUUGGUUUACCGUCAGGGAGCUCUCCACUGGGAAAUAUACAGGCGACAGACGCAGACUUAGACGAGAACGGAAACGUGUCAUACAGCUUCCAGCCUUCAUUUACCGCAAACAAAUACUUCACCAUCGACUCCCGAUCAGGGGAAAUCACUCGUUCUGGCGUCGAAAUUCCAUCAUAUCAAUCUUCGUUCCAACUGGGCGUUCUGGCAUCUGACAACGGUGUUCCUCAAAUGAAGUCGUUUUGUUCACUUUACAUUUCACGGAUUACUUUGAAGGGAAAUUACACUGUUACCAUUGAAACUCCAUUAAAAGAAGAAAAACUAAGAAAUAUGUUAAAAGAUUUGGAAAGAGAAAUAAGUAAUAUUCUUAAUCUAACAGUAAAUGCGCAGGUGCAAACAGCUAUCAACAAAAGGGCAACAACCACGCAGGAACCAAGAGCGGUAUUAGAGAUAUCGGCUACGUACAGGAAUGGGACAAGAGUACCAGCCAAAGAUCUUCAAAGAGAGGUGCUGAUUCACCUGUCCGAGAUAGAGGCACUCUGGACACAGGACACAAACUUGAAGAAUCCCAGUACUGAUGACUCCAACGUGAGCCAGAUAGCACUGAUCGUCGUUGCUGGUGUGAUGCUACUUGGAACCUUAAUAGCUGUGAUUGUUCUAUCCAUCAAAUGGAGACAAUUCAAGGCUCACGAGAAGGUUCAUAGACUGAAUGAAACUUUGACUCGUCGCAGUUCUUUGUAUGAAUCACAAGAAAUCAAAGUGCGAAUGGAUGACGAGACGUCAGAUUAUAACGGAUCGCUAAAUACGCAGGACCUGGAGACAUACGAAAAUGGACAUCGCCCUGUGGGGGACCUGAUUGCUUUUCAGAAUCCCGUUUACAAUGGAGAUGAUACAGACGAGACCAAAGUGAAGGCCCAAGCUAUCAAUGAAGCCCUGUUGAGUCUAAAAGAUCUGUCAAACCGGCUUGAAGAAGAAGACCCUUUGGCGCCCAAACCGGAGUACGAGAUAACUGGACAGAGUGAACCACAGGAUGUAUCCAGUUUGGAUCAAAAUGAAGCCAGUGAUUUGUCCGAUAAACUUGUUAAUGACGAUUUAAAUGCAUAUGACUCUGUGGAAACUGUUAAAAACACCAACACUAAUCCAUAUGAAAAUAUUGAUUUUGAUGACGACUUCCCGAGUACGAGUGGUUUUGCCGGAUUAAAAAUUGACGGCAAAAUGAUCACGAGUACUGGGGAGGGACACGAAGAGGAUAUUUUCAUAGGAAAUGACGACGACACAGGUAGUGCAAACAUGGCCCAAGAAAAUGACUCUAUUCCCGAGGAUGAACCGGAUGUUGACUAUCAUCUGAAACAGGUGCGAUUCGCCAACAGGGUCGUUAAUGCUGACACAAAUGUGGCAGAGGAACUCAAACCAGAUCAGUCUGAAAUAGUGAAAGAAACAGACAAAAAAAUCCCUUCUAAAGAUGAUGACGUUGACAAUGACGAUACUGAUGACGACAAAGCGUUUCUGAUUAACGCAGACUCCAACAACGAAUAUGAUAACGAGGCUGACUUUUCGGUUGAUAACGCCGACACGUCGAUCCGAAUGGACGAGGAAAUAAACUCGCCCGUAGACUUUCUCAAGAGCGACGAUAGCAAUGCGGAGACGGCGGAGGAUACAGGAACUUUCGUAUUUGGUGAAGAAGAAAUCACAUCUUUGUAAAUUACAUGCUUUCAAAGUUACAUGUUUACACUUUUAUUGACAAACAUGUGAUUUAGACUUGUAUUUAUGUGAAAUAUUGGGUUACUUGACUUUAAACGAAAAUCCGUUGGUUUACAAAUGUGUUAAAAACAUCAAGAAAUGGUUUAAACGAAUAAAGAAAUAUUCUUUUUGAAAUUUAUAAGACAACAUGCUGUCAGAUUACCACUUAAAAUAUCAAUAUAAAUUUGAAAUAUUUUUAACCAAGAAGGAAUGUGUGUGUGUUAAAAUAUAUGCUUUACAUGUGUAUGUGUUUAAACGUGUGUGUAUACAAGGACUGUACCCUUAUAAAUAUUCCUCCCUUUGAAUUUCAUAUGCAAAGAAUGUUUUCCUGAAUCAAUGAACACAUGUAUAUACCUUCUAUUAACAUAUCUAAGAAAUAUGAACUUUACUUCGAAAUAUAAUCUACAUGUAUAUCUUAAACUUCAAUGGCGCUAUGGAAUAUAUAUACAAUUGUAAAAGAUUUGACGACGUUGUUGUCAUAUUAAUGAACUAAUCUUUAAAGAUAAAUGUGACGGAAUCUCAUCAUAGACUUGUGACGUCAGACUACUUUUUUCAAGAUUUCCGAAAUGAUGAACUAGUAUUGAACUAUGUUUUUAAUUAUUUUUUAUUCAUAUAUCAUUCUGCGUAGACAUUAAAUAAUAGCAAGUUUCUUCUUUCUGUUAUAACUGAACCUUUGUACUUUUCCAGCAAAUCGUAAACUUCAUUAACCGUCAUAUUGCACAUGUGAUGCUGUAUGACACAGACAUCAUUUAUCUAAUUAAGAUCAAGUUCAAAUAAAUUUCAUAUAAAGUUUGGACGCUUCUGUUGCAACUUUUUUCUUUAAAUUUGCCUAAAAUUCCAUUAAAACUAUGAUUGGUUUUCCCGUACAAAAAUAAAUGUCCAUCUCCCUUUUACCAUAAAGAUAAUAAGAGAAUUGGCAGAAAUAUAGAAACUGGACUAGAAUAUAUGCAGUUUAUAGCUAGGAUAUCUUGUUAGUAUUUAAAAUAUAAACAUAAAUCGUUUAAGAUAAUAAUUUCUUCGAAUAUAGACAUAGCGUUAUGUUCGGAUUGAAGUGUUUAUGACGUUGUUUAACAUAAAGGACCAUGACUUAAAUGGUUUUACGCCUAAUAAAAUCUGAUAAGCUAACAUAUAACUACAAAUUUUCUUAUUAGUAUUUUGUGGACACGUUUUGUCCAGUUUUAUAUAAAAAAACAACAACUAUACAGUCUCUGGAAGCGAAGAUGACUGAAAGCCAAAGUGUAUUAUUCGCCCAAAUGUUUUCAUGGCAAGUGUUUCAGACAUUAGAUAUAAAUAUGUCUUAAUAGAAAGCGGGAUUUUUUAUCAUUGCUCCUUAACAAUUUAGGAGACAGUGGAUGGUCGAUAAAGUAGUUAUGGAUAAGGUUAGCCAUAUCACCAAAUGAGUUACCUAAGUGUAAAUGUAGAUGUUGUCAGGCUGGUUAUGUUAUUAUAGUCACACUAACAGCUUGUCGUGAAUGAAUAUAGAUGUAUACAGGUGUUAUCUUAUGUUAAAUGGCAGUGUCACUACCACCUCAUAUCUACUCCUCCGCCGUAGCAUUAUAUUAAGUAAGUAUUAACCAUACAAAAUCCAGUAUACUUUAUAAUUUUCAAAAGAUUGCCGAAAAAAUAAUAAAUAAAUGCCACUUGGUAAUGCAUAAAUCCUAUUCCAUAUAAUUCCUUCCUGUUUAUGAGCAUCACUUCGUUAUAUUGGGGUACUAUCCCCAAAGUGUAAAACAGUGAAAUUCCUUGCCGGGAUAUAACCCUGUCUACGGACGAAUAGGCUGGUUAAGGAGGGAUGAACGAGCUUAUUAUACCCCUACCUAAGUAGUACUCACACAAUAUUCAAAGGUUCUUAGAUUAAUAUAUUUCCAAUCAGUCUAAUUCAAGUGUAGGUAUAUUUAGGUGUUACUUUAUGUGUUUUGAUAAAUGGUUUGUUUUAACAGUUUGAAUUAUUUGAUUUAUUUUUAAAUAAUGUGUUUAUUUUACAAUAUGAUUGUGUGCAUAACAAUGCUAUAUGUGUAAAUUCUAUCCAGAUAUACGAUAGUACCUAUUUUACAGCUGACUUAAUUUCUAUAAAAAUAAGUUUUUAUUAAUGACCUUAACUGUUCUCGGGAUGUUUUUGUGUGUUUUAUAGUGGGUUUAAUAUAUGUUAUUUUUGCAGUUUGCUGAAAUAUAAUCUAAAAUAAAUUCAAAGAACUGGGAUGAAGUUUGAGUGUAAGACGGUAAAACGAUCAUUGUCAUCGGUAUAAACGGGAUACCUUAGGUAACUACGUCCAUUAUUUGACGCCAUUUGGACUGAAUUUCGUGAAACAUGUAGUAGCUUAUUAUGGUAUAUCCUCCAUUUGAUCAUAGUAAUAACUAUAUAAAAAUAGGAGAUAUGUCUGAGGAAGUUGGAAAUGACAUAAAGCUUCAGCAAUAUUAGGACCAGAUUUCCAACACAUCAUGCUGCUACGGAAUCGUGUAGUAUUAUGUGGAUAUUUAUUUCUUCGUUGCUAUCCAUACAAGCAGCAUACAUAUACAUGUCUUAGUGACGCCAUGUAUACAUAUGACGCUUACUUAGGACUACACUACUAAAAAUAAAUCAAUUUGAAUAUGUUUUAAGCACUCAUCGAUUUUAAUUAAAUAACGUGUUAAUUAGCACUUGUCUGAUAUAUCGUCAUUUCAGAUAUAACAGAUAGAUACACAUUGUUAUUUUUCAAGCGAGAUAAAAUUAAGUAUUGCUGUUAUUUCAACUGGGGUCAAAUGAUUUAGAAGAUAAAGUAAGUUUAAAGUAUCCAAAAUCUGGCAGAUUGUUUGGCUAAAUAGAGUAUUCAAUGGUGUUUUUGUUGCUAGCCUGUUUAUAUUAUCAUUUUAUAUACCUGUAUAUAAGCGAUGUUUACUGACAAUUUAUUUGUCAUUUGUAAUCAGAAUCACUUUCUCGCAAGUGGUAUAAGAAUUAUACUUGUGAAUAAAUCAAGAAAAUUGUUCUACAUGUGCCAAACUAUAGAAAUUGAAACGAAUAAAAAUUAUCCUGAAUUUUUGAA
Pecten maximus is the source of this 5249-nucleotide messenger RNA. RefSeq lists its product as uncharacterized. Gene Ontology annotation, molecular function: calcium ion binding. NCBI's taxonomy places the organism in Eukaryota, Metazoa, Mollusca, Bivalvia, Pectinida, Pectinidae. The coding region runs from base 223 to 2190 and encodes 655 amino acids. Gene Ontology annotation, biological process: homophilic cell-cell adhesion. Gene Ontology annotation, cellular component: plasma membrane. The transcript has 12 exons. The record is from RefSeq and is a predicted model, not a curated record.